CACCGGCAGCGCCGAUCUGUUGGGAGACGUAUAGCAGCCGCGCGGCGGAAGAGGCAGAAGCCAAGGCAGCGGGACAGUCGAUGCCUGGGAGGCAAGGAGCCGCCCUACAGAAGCAGUGCAGAGCUCUGGCAUGGGACUUUGCCCUGGCUGAACAGAACCCGCAGGCCGAGUAAACACCAUGGAAGACUUUUUGCAACGCACCAAAACAAAGCUGAGUCGCAAUAAACAUUUGGAUAAAGUACAUGUAGUCCUUGGAAAGAAAUCCUGUGAUUUGGAUUCAAUUAUUUCUGCUUUAGCUUAUGCCUACUAUCUUGAAAAGGUCAGUUCAUCUAACAUCAUAUGUUUGCCAGUAUUGAAUAUAUCAAGAAGAGAAAUCUGCUACCACCCAGAAACUAGAUUUAUUUUGGAGGAGCUGAAUAUCCCAGAGACUCUCCACAUCUUCCGUGACGAAAUCAAUUUAUAUCAACUGAACAGCGAAGGAAAAUUGCUUCUUACGCUAGUGAACAGCAGUACAUUGACAAGUGAAGAUAAAAUUUUAGAAUCAGCUGUUGUCAAAGUCAUCAUCCCCAAAGAGCAAAAUGAGUUGCUAGAAUCUGCUACCUGUCUUGUAGCAAAAGAGCUCCUCCAAAAGGCUCCAGAAUUAAUCACUCAGCAACUGGCUCAUCUUCUCAGAGGGAGCAUUCUAUCAAAAGUCAUGAAUGAAGAUGCCCUCAAGAUUCCUGAAGAACAGGAAGAAAUUCUUUCAUGUUUGGAGGAGAAAUUUCCAGAACUUUCCUCCCGAAAAGACAUUAUCACCUUCCUUCAGGAGGCACAGCUGCAUGCCGAUGAGCUGAGGAUUGAGGAAGCUUUGAUCAAAGAUCUUAAAGAGGUGUCAGAUGGAGAAAUAAAAGUAGCAGUUAGUACCAUAUAUAUCAAUUUGGAGGAUUAUCUGUUUCACAGAAAUAUCAAUGAAGACCUGAAAGCAUUUGUAGAUAAAUAUGGUUUUGAUGUCCUUGUCAUUUCGGCCAGCUACUUAUCAGAAGGACAAGAAAAAAAGCAAAUAGCAGUUUAUUCAGAAAAUAUGGAGCUAGGAAAUCAGAUUUGCUGCGAAUUAGAAGAGUGUCAGAAUCCAUGCCUGGAACUGGAUCCUAUGGAAUAUGGAUGUGACCAACUUCUUAUUUACCAGCAAGAGAAUUACGUAGCAAAUGGUGAUGAAAUUUUUUUGCUAAUGAAAGAUGUUAUCAGCAGAAGACAUCCUGAAAUGGCACCAAAUAGUAGAACAUCUUCCACUGAAGCUGUGGCUGGAAGUGCUCCACUUUCUCAAGGUUCUUCUGGUAUUAUGGAACUAUAUGGUUCAGACAUUGAACCACAACCAAAUGUUGUGAACUUUAUAGAAAACCCUCAAGAUCAUAAUGGAUCAGUGCAAGCCCAUGCGGAUGUUAACAUAGAUCUUGUGAGUCCUGACAGUGGUCUUGCUACUAUUAGAAGCAGCAGAUCAUCUAAGGAGAGCUCCGUUUUUCUUAGUGAUGAUAGUCCAGUAGCAGAAGGGGGUGCAUCUCAUCACAGUUUUCUUUCUGGAUUUGACUCUUAUAGUCCCAUUCCUGAAGGAGCAGUUGCUGAAGAAGAAAAGCCUCCAUCUAGAAAUAGCAGUGACAAUUAUGAUCUUUUCAAUUUUGAUUUAGCACCUAUGCCAUCAGUUGAGACAUUGUCUUCACAUUUGGCGGGCUGUUCUGUGGAUGAUUUCUCCCAUGACAGUGGUUCAUCAGAAGAACAGUUGUCAGCUAGUUCAAAAGCAGAUGACAGGACAAAUCUAUCGGAAUGUGAUAUUGCAAGUUAUUCAAUAGACUUUCGAAGAAGAAAUGAGGAGGAUGAUAUAGUAACAUUGAAUGAAUCUGGCCACCAAGAAGAAAAUCAUAGAAGUUUCUCUGAUAAUAAAUCAAAUUUGGUUGACUUGGAAAAUGAAUUUUCCUCUUGUACAGAAAUCUUGAAAAAUGGUGAAAGAAGAACUCCACCAACCCCAAUGAAUAGCCUUGUAGAAACAUCACCUUUAGAUAGUGGGCCACCUUUAUUUUAUCCACAAGAUAUAAUUGAAAGAAUUAAUGAAAUUGAUCACGUUAAAAAUCCUCAUUCUCACAUUAGAUAUGGGAGCUGGUGGGAUGGUUUUGAAUUAGAUUCCAAAAAUGUUGAUACAUGGAAUUCAACUGAGCCAGAAUCUGUAUUUCAGAGUCCUGAUUCAUGGAAAGAUUAUAAAGUAAAUAUGUUACUGAGACAGCAAACUGAUAGAAGAGCAUCAGAUUCAGCAUGCAUACAAAAGCAACCAAAACAUAUGGAAUUUUCUAGAACAGAUACUUGGAAAAAACCAUUUAGCCCUGCCCAAAAUACUUUGGAGUAUCAACAGAAAGAUGAUAAACAGCAAAUAGAAGAAUUUGCUAAUGUGUGGAACUCCAGUCAACCAGCUUGUGGAGAGUGGAAUAAUAGUGGACAUAUAAAGACAAACUUGCCUAAUGUUUGGGCAGAGUUUGAUCAUGAUAUCUCAAAAUCCACAGAACAUCCAUGGAAUGUUCCUCAAGAGGAAUUUGAUCACUUUUCGCAAAAUUUUGAUAAAUAUUCUACGUCUAAAUCUUUGCUGGAAUUCUCUGUAGAUAAUUUAAGUGAAAAUCCAAAAAAUCAAAUUGAUUUAAAUUUUCAUAACAACAGGCAAGAUAGCUCAUUAGAAAAUCACACAGCAUAUAAAAAUGCAAAAUCUAGUUUUGGCAUAAUGCAGAAAGAUGUUAAAGAAAAUCAUAGUAACACCAAGUCUGACAAUACCACUGUAUGGGAUCCCUGUGAUUCAAACAUCAGGAAAGAUAUGCUUGGAAACCUUGGCUCUUGGGAAGAUCCCUUCCUGUCAUACAAAGAUCCAGAAUUUUUUACAUCAAAUACAGGUGAAGAUCUGAUUGUUUCUCCACCAGAUACAAACUAUUCAACAUCUGAUUCAUAUGUGUCACCCACAGGUGUUGCAGAUGAAAAAGAAAGUGAAGACAAAUAUUCUGAGGGAAAGCCAAUCUUUGAUCAAAUAAGAAACUCAAAUUCAGAUGAAACUGGAACAGAAAUAUAUGAUUUAUCAGAUAAUAAAUCAUUGCCACAAACAUUUCCUGUAUGUUCAUCUGAUUACAGCGAAGCUUGGAAACCAACCCUUAAUAAUGAAAAAAAAGUAGAAGUUGAACCUUCGGACCUUAUUAUAAAAAAUGCUGUUGUAUAUGAUUCAGAACAAAAAGUUGCAGAACUUUUUUCAGGUGACUAUGAUGUUGAUGACAGUAGUCCUUCUGAAAAUAGUGGAAUGAUGUUGAUCCCUGCACAAAAAGAUAAUAAUUCCCCUCUAAGUAGUAUCGUGUGCACAACAGAAGAAAAUGGUGAGAGGAAUAAUGAAAUCAUUUUUGAAGACAUAGGAUCUCCUUGUUUUGAAUCAAAUGGUACAGAAAAUGACAUUUUAGUUAAUUAUCAACUUAGACAAAACAAUCAAUUAGAUCAAGAAAGUAAACUUCUGAAUAAGCAAUUUGACCAAAAGGUUGAGCAUCUUCAGCACGAUCAAAAAGUUGCAUUGGAAGAUAACAGCUUAACUUAUUCCUCAACACUAGAAGUCAUUGAAAAUAAAACUAUUGUAGGGUCAUUCCCUCUUAAUGAUAUUAGAAAUGAAACAAUGCAAAAUGACAUGCCAUUGUCACUUUUACUACCUCUUUCAUAUGUUAAUAGUUCAGAAGAAAGCAGAACAAUUUCUGAUUAUCCCAGUUCACCAGAAAAAACAAUAACUAGUGGAAGUCUGGAAGAAGUAGCAGCAGAACCACCAGAAGUAAAUAUACCAUUUUCCAAUUGGACUCAUCUUAUCACAGAGAAAAAGAAUGACAUAACCCAAGACAGUAAUGCAAAACAUGUCAUUACAUCUCCCAAGGAAGAUAAUGAUAAUUUGGAUCAUUUUAACAUGACUGAAUAUCCAAACUACCAUUCAGGAGGAGUGUCUACACUAGUUUCUAAACCUUUUGAUAAAGAUCUAUUUGAACAAAAUAUUCCUGACAUGGAAAGUCCCUCUUCAAUUUCUCCCAGAGAAGAAUGCAAUCAAAGGAACCAUUUUCCAAUGAUGGUUGAAAAUGAAAACAUGAUUAAUAGCUCAGAAAUGAAUGCUUCAGAGUCAGAACAAUCAAAUCUUUUUUUUGCUGAAGAACAACCAUCAACAGGGGAAGAGUCAACCUCUAACUUGAACACUGAUAAAUUUGAAUUGGAGAGUUGUGGAGACAUUUCAGAAAUGUUGGACAUUGAAGACACAACUUCAAAUGAUGAAAGUCAAGGAAUUUCACAGAAUCUGUACACAGAAGAUAUUGAACCCCUGGAUACAACAGAUAAGCCACAACCAAGCACUUUAUUACCGUAUAAAACUGAUUCUUCUGAAUUAAGUGAAACUCCUGAAAGUGUGGAGAGUGAAAAUGAGUUCACUCAUGAAAAAUGUAUUGAUAUUAUACUGCAUCAUGAAUUGUCCCAAAUCCUUGAUGCUUGGAAUACAUCAGUGAGUGAAGAAAUGCAGUUUGCUGGAUUAAGCCCUAUGAAGAAUGAAAUGUCAGAAGGAUCAAGUAACUCCCCUGCAAAUACAUCCCUCAAAAUUACUGGUGAGGAAGAUAAUAGCAGUGGCGGGUCCAUUAAUAAUGAUAUAUACUCAGGUCCAACCAGCCCAGAUAUAAGUGAUUCUUUAACUAAUAUACAUACCAGGCAGAAUUUUCAAGGAAGCAAUACUCAGAAUGAAGAUAUAUGGGACGCUACAAAUGAUAUCAAAAUAGAUGAAUCUGGAAAGGAAUUCCUUGAAAAUAAAAGCCAAGAAGAUUCCGAAACAAACACUGAUCACAAAGUACCUAAAAAUUUAGUUCUUUGGAAUGCUCAUGUGGAUGAUGAUGAUACAUCUUCGUUAUCAAGUCCUGGGACAGAUGAAGUUUCAGAAUGUUCAAAUAUACAUCAGGGAGGAAUAGAGUCAGAUUUAGACUCUGACAAAUUGGGGGAUGCUACGAGAGAGAAUGAAUCUUUGCAUUUUCAUGAAACCAAUCUUAUAGUUGGUUCAAAAAAUUCAAAUGGUCAACCUAAGUUGAAGGAAAAUGUUCACCCGGAUGCAUUAAAUGAAAUCUCUGAAGAUGUUAAUAUUAUAACAGAAAACUAUGCCCAUGAAACAUCUGAAUAUUUUAUAGAAAGGGAAAUAGAUCAGGAAGAUGUACCUAAUCACAUUGAACAAACAUCUGCUUUAAACAAUGAAGAAAUUUAUAGUCCAAAUAAUUUAGAUGCCUGGGACAUUCUGUUGCAAGAUAGUGCAAAAAGUGCAUUAGAUAAAAAUAAAAAAUCCAUAGAAGAAUGUUUUGGAUUUCCAGAUGAUACAUGUGAAUGGUGGAAUUUGGAAAAACAAAAUGAGAGUUCACUUGGAUUUAAUUCAAGGAAUGAUUUACGAAGAAACUAUGCAGGAGUUAUCCCUGAUAAUACAUGGGCAGUAAAUCCAAAAAUAAAUGAAAAUGUUGAAGAACCAAAUCUUACAGCUACUUCCACAUAUGAAGAAGAAUCUACACAAUGUAACAAUAUACCUGAAUAUAAAAAUGAGGAACCUGUACUGACUCAUUGGUAUGAAGGAUCAGAUCAAGCUUGUGCAAACAUUGGAGAAUAUGAUGGACUACCAUGGUCACAUAUUGAUGAAACAGAGAGAAGACAAGAUACAUCCCUUAACACUGUUAAACAAACUGCUCCAGAAGACUGGCAGACAAGCCUGUUAAAUGCUGUUGCACAGGAAGAUCUAAAACUUGAUCCAAAUCUGAUAACUAGAAAUAAAUUUGUCCCCAGAAUAAUAAAUCAGUACAGUGAAAUGCAGCCAGAGACUGUUAACACAUCUCCAUCUGAUCCUUCACAAUCUUUAACAAAAUCUUUGAACUCAACACCUACUGAAGAAAGAAUUGCCCAAGGAAAUCCAUUUGUUCCUGACAUAUUACAGAACAGCACUCCAGGAAACUGCCAGAUAUUUAGUAUUGAUCCAGAUUUGUGGACUGAUGUAGACCAGCCCUUCAUUUUGAAAACUAGCAAAGAAAAUCCAGAUAUAUUAAAUCACUUUGAUCAAGACAGCAGUUCGCAGGCCUCAAGCAGUCCUGACGUUUGCCAGUAUGAAAGCAAGGAAACAUAUGCACAAACCUCUGUCCUAUCUGAGCAUGAGGAGCUUGGUGUGAUGUCCCCCAUCUUGUUAAAAGACACUGAUUUUCAUUUUAAUCAGCAACUGGCAAUGGACAGAAUGGAAUUAUGUCCUGAAGAAAACGACUCAUGUCUUUCAAAUAAGUAUGAGACAAUCUACCAAGGAACAUCUCCAAAUGACAACCUAUCUGAAGUUGAAAAAGAAAAUAUUACUCAGGAAUCGGUUUCGGCCACAGAUAAUUUUAUGUAUGAUAAUUUUCCUAGAAAUGAUCAACUUUCACCCUUUGGCCAUGUAACAGGACUAGUUGAACAGCUGGAAACAGUGCAUACUGCACUUGAUGAUACUGGAAAAGAGUAUAGUAUGUAUAACCAAUGUAUGAUGCUGAAUGAAACUAAUCCUUUAACAGUCAUUGACGAAUCAGAGAAAACCGAAAUUCAUCCAACACUUACAAAGAAACAAUCACCACAAGACUCCUUAGAAGAAAAUGAUCAACUUUCACCCUUUGGCCAUGUAACAGGACUAGUUGAACAGCUGGAAACAGUGCAUACUGCACUUGAUGAUACUGGAAAAGAGUAUAGUAUGAAUAACCAAUGUAUGAUGCUGAAUGAAACUAAUCCUUUAACAGCCAUUGACGAAUCAGAGAAAACCGAAAUUCAUCCAGCACUUGCAAAGAAACAAUCACCACAAGACUCAUUAGAAGAAAAGGAAGAAGAGGUCCUAUAUAAUACAGAAAUACAAUAUUCUGCAGAUAGUCUACAACAUCUUCAAAAUACACAAGAAAGUUAUAGUGCAGAGUUUAUAGAAUUACCCCAUAAAGAAUUAACACUAGAAGUUGUUUCUCCUUUUGGUUUGGACACUCUUCAAAAAGAUGGCAUGAACAUUUCAGGAUCUAACACUAGUAUCAUAAAAGAUGAUGUUGCCGAAUAUUCUCAACAGGGUUGGGGAUCCCUGUUAUUAGAAUCUGAUGGGACUCCUGGAUCUUCGUGUACUUUGAAAGCAUUUGAAUUUGAAACAGAUUCAAGUAACAUUGAAUCUCCGGUUGCAGGCAGUGAAAUUGACAUUUUGGAAUCUAAAGCUACCGAUUUAAAAAACAAGGUUGCAGAAGAUCAAGAAAAUCAAGGCUGGGAGUCGUUUUUAUUAGAAUCUGAUGAGAAAUCGCAACCUUCAUGUGUUUUUAAGAAACCUGUGCACAAAAUAUAUUCAGCUACUAUUGAUUCACCAACUAGUGAAGAUGAAAAUAAUCUUUUAGAAAAAAAAUCUGAUGAUGUAAAUAGCAAGGCUAGAGAAAGUUCUGAAAACUGGGAUUCUUUGUUGCUGGACUCUGAAGUAAUUCCUGAGUUAACAGAAGAUUUGAACAAAUGUGAAUACAAAGCAAAAUCAACUCAUAUUGAUUCACCAGCAGAUGGAGGCAUAAGCAUAGACAACGAAGCUGUCUGUGAUGUAUUUAAUUUUGAUAGUAAAGAGACCAGGUUCCUAGAAAGGACAAGAAAGGAUGAAAAGGAAGAUAGACAAUUACAGGAAGCAGAAGAACAGUCUUCUUUAGAAAUGGACUAUGUCCUCAUUAGCGGUGAAGAACAUGUAUCUUUGACAAAUGACUUAUUGGUAACCCAAGAAAGCAAUGUCCCUUCAGCAAUUGCUGAACAAAUGGAUUUUCUUGAAACAUUUUCAGCAGACUCCUCGGAUACAUUACAGUCAAUCUCCAUAAUAAAUGAAAGUGAAGGACAGUCUACUCUGGAGAAUGAAUGGGACUCUUUUUACCUAGAGGAGAAAAGUUUUGCUGCUGUGCCUCAAAAAUGGGAAGGUGAAAAGAAAUCACCCAGCAUCCUUGUACAAGACCAGGAGUGGACUAUAGUAGGCCAAAAUGGAGAGCAUGAAGUAUCAUCUGAAGAUAAUUGUAGUAAACCAGUCACAAUAGAGUCACUAUGCAGACAAUCUAUUAAAGAAUUAGACAACGUUUUAAGCCAGGAACUGAUCUCUGAAACCCAAGCUGAAAUUCCACUAGAUAAAAGCUCCUACCAAGCCUGGGAACAACAGGACAAGAUUUCAUGCGAUACCAAAACAGAUGCUCCUUUCUUGCAAGUAGUUGCUAAUGAUGUUGAAUUGGAUGAUCAUCCACAACAACCUCUUGGAGACAGCAUGGUUAAAGAACAAAAAAUAGAAGAUGAGACUUCAUCUGUGGACAAUACAAGACAUAUCCAUCGAAUAGUAGG
Molecule: messenger RNA, 8370 nt
Organism: Thamnophis sirtalis
Lineage: Eukaryota; Metazoa; Chordata; Lepidosauria; Squamata; Natricidae
Source: RefSeq, a predicted model, not a curated record